Aspergillus nidulans FGSC A4 is the source of this 1104-nucleotide messenger RNA. RefSeq names its product protein crhE. Lineage: Eukaryota; Fungi; Ascomycota; Eurotiomycetes; Eurotiales; Aspergillaceae. Bases 1 to 1104 code for a protein of 367 amino acids. Gene Ontology annotation, biological process: carbohydrate metabolic process. Gene Ontology annotation, molecular function: endochitinase activity; hydrolase activity, hydrolyzing O-glycosyl compounds. The transcript has 2 exons. Gene Ontology annotation, cellular component: plasma membrane. The record is from RefSeq and is a predicted model, not a curated record.
AUGACUCUGAUCUUACCCCUCUGGAUUUUGUUGACCCUCGCCCUAGUCGCAAUCGCCGACGAGCAGACCGACUGCAACCCCCUCAACAGCACCUGUCCUGCUGAUCCUGCGUUGGGCACCGAGCAUACCUGGUGGUUCAACUCCACGCUCGAUGAUGCUCUCUGGAACAUGACAACCGGUACCCCUGACUAUACAUCUGAAGGCGCCGAGUUUUCGAUCAAGACGGAGAACGCUUCGACCCUGUUGCAGUCGAACUUCUACAUCUUUUUCGGCGUGGUGGAGGCGCACGUCAAGAUGGCCAAGGGCGCCGGGAUCAUCAGCAGCGUGGUUCUCCAGUCCGACGACCUGGAUGAGAUCGAUUGGGAGUGGGUUGGAUACAAUACGAGCGAGGUGCAGUCCAACUUCUUUGGCAAGGGGAACACAACGACAAGCGAUCGAGGCGGAUUCCAUCCGGCGGCGGAUGCGGAUACCGAGUUCCACAACUACACCACCUACUGGGAUGAGAAACGUCUGGAGUGGUGGAUUGACGGGGAGCUGAUGCGGACAGUCAACUACUCUGAGCCCUUGACGGUCUACGGCAAGAACUAUCCGCAGACUCCAUGCCGGGUCAAGAUCAGCGUCUGGCCCGCCGGGCUCCCGACGCAGUCGAUAGGAAAUAUUGAAUGGGCUGGCGGCCUUGUUGACUGGUCUGACCUCCCUUUCACAAUGACCGUGCAACGGGUUCGAGUCAAGGACUUCCAAAGCGCCAAAGAAUAUACCUAUUCUGGACACUCGGGUUCAUACGAUAGUAUUAAUAUCGUCAGUGGAAACUCGACCGCGAAAAUAGAGAUUAAUAAGGCGCCUUCCAAGUCACUAUCCGAGAAGUGGGACGAGCUUCCUACCGCGGCCCAUAUUGGAGUAUACUGCGGUGCUGCUGUUGCCGGCGCCUUGGCUAUCGCUGGAUUCGUGCUCUUCUGCAUCCGCAAACGCCGGCAGGGCCGCCUGGAACGCGCGCUUGCGGAAGGAUCACAGACCACGUCGGCCACCGAGAUGGACACUCUGAAGAAACAAUGGAGGCAGAGCGAUUGGACUGCCAGCUAUAGACCGCUCAAUCAACGACCUUAA